Messenger RNA from Colletotrichum paranaense, 1455 nucleotides. Its product is annotated as trichothecene efflux pump. Lineage: Eukaryota; Fungi; Ascomycota; Sordariomycetes; Glomerellales; Glomerellaceae. Gene Ontology annotation, molecular function: transmembrane transporter activity. Bases 1 to 1455 code for a protein of 484 amino acids. The transcript is spliced from 5 exons. Gene Ontology annotation, cellular component: plasma membrane. Gene Ontology annotation, biological process: transmembrane transport. The record is from RefSeq and is a predicted model, not a curated record.
AUGGUCGACGACGGUGUAGUAAGGGUCGUCCGAAACCCGCAAACGCAACAAGCUUCUCGAGGAGAAGCCGUCAUAAAUGACGACUGCUGGGACUUCGAAAACAUGGGAAGCCAUCUCCAGGUAACACACAUCGAUGGGACCGUCCGGAAUGUGGACAGGGACGCUCUCGGCACUACCAUCUCGUCAGAAAGUGGCAGUAUCUGGCUAUUGAUGUUGGCCCAAUCAUUGGCCAUCGCAGCUGCGUUUCUGGGUUGGGUAGCACCCGGAAACACGAGCUCCAUCGGAUUUCUCCUCCUCGGUCGACUUUCAGACCUGUACGGACGGAGGCAGUUCAUUGUCGGAACCUCCCUUCUGGGAGUCGUCGGCUGCCUCCUCGGCUCCUUUGCGGUCAACGCCGAGAUGCUCAUCGCCGCCAAUAUCUGCAACGGAAUGGCUGCUGCCGCCCAGCUACCUCUUGGAGUUGCUGUAGCCGAACUCGUGCCGAACAAGGACAGAGCAAGAACAGUUGCCGAAGCAUUUUCCACCGCCGAACAGCCUCUCAUGCCUCCAAAGAUGUUCAAGAAUGUCCAGUUCGCAAGUCUCGUUGCUUGUGCAACUUUCUCCUCGAUGGUUUUUUAUGCCCUCACCGUCCUCUGGCCAUUUGUUAUCGGAAAGGUUUUCAACAAGGACUCGGACACGGUUGCUUGGUCUGCCUCAUUGCUACCCUUUGGUGCCACACUCGGAAUAGCCUUGACAGCUGUUCCGUCACUACGUGGUGAACGCUUCAGAAAACAGUGUAUGGUAGCGUCAGGUGUCGCUCUGGCUCUCAUGGCUCCAUUAUGCACUAUAUGGUUUGACACCCGCCAUGGACUAAUUGUUCUGACGGGCAUAUGUGCGUCUUUUGCUCUUGGCCACAUUGUUGCCGUUGCCAUCACUGGUGUCACCCUUGUGUGGGAACCGCAAGAUAUCGGCCUCGCAUCAGGAGUCCUCGGCUCAAUGUGUAGCUUGGGCUGUGCCUUCGCAAGGGCAUUAGUUACCUUGUUAUUGAGGAAAAAGCUGGAGGAGCAGCUGACCAAGUCCGUCACGCCAGUUGUCUUGGACGCUAUCCUGCCCGGCCCCAUUUUGAAACAACUGGCCACCACCAUCCGAGAGCAAGCAACAAUGAACGGGAAAACCAACUUGACGGCGUUCACAUCAGUGAGCAUACUCUCCAGGUUUGCAAUUACCAACGCAAUUCAAGCCGGAUACAGUUAUUCACUUCGAUUGAUCUUCCUUGCCAUCAUCCCUUUCUCCGCUAUUCUCCUGAUCGCCGCUUGCUUCCUUCCAAAUCUGGACCAGUUCAAUACUCUAAAAGUUGCAAGAAGAUUGCAAGGCCCUGAUGGAAACGCCCCACAGAAUGAUGAAGAAGCGGCCGAAGAACCAGGACUUGAGUUGUCGAUGCUUGGUCGGCCUGUGUCAGCCGCAGAUGUGAUUUGA